Molecule: messenger RNA, 1134 nt
Organism: Arctia plantaginis
Lineage: Eukaryota; Metazoa; Arthropoda; Insecta; Lepidoptera; Erebidae
Source: the annotation of a GenBank genome assembly
AUGUGUAGCUGUUUUGUUGGUAGUGCAGGAGGCUUUAUGAGUACAUUUGUUCGCAACUUUAUUGAAUUCACAGCUGCAAGGUUUGUGAUGGGUAUGUCUUAUGACACGUGUAUGAUCCUGGCAUAUCUUCUUAUUUUGGAAUAUAUUGGUCCAAGAUAUAGGACAUUAUUGGCGAAUAUGUCUUUUGCUAUAUUUUAUUCUCUGUUUGUAACAGCAUUACCUUGGAUUGCUCUGCUUUGUGACCAUUGGAAAACUAUUUCUCUAGUAACCAGUUUACCUUUAACUUUAGGAGUGUUAACAAAAUUAUUUCUACCAGAAAGUCCUUUGUGGUUGAUAUCUAAAGGACGAGUGGAUGAAGCCAUUGACCAAGUUCAAGUUAUUGGUCGAAUUAAUAGAAAAAAUGUGGAUCCAGAGUUAAUAACAAAAUUUAAAAAAUCUGUAAAAGAGGUGACCCAUGAGGAAUAUCAAAACUUAUUUGAGAUCUUUAGAAGACCCAUUUUAAGAAAAGUUUUUGUUUUAAUUUGUUUAGAAUAUAUGUGCUGUACUUUAGUGUUUGAUGGACUCGUAAGAAGCAUUGGACAGUUAGACUUCGAUUUCUUUGUAUCGUUCUCGGUAAUAUCGUUUACAGAGUUCCCUUCGGUACUCAUAGUAGGAUUCAUUAUGGACUACAUGGGAAGAAGAUGGCUGUGUACUGUGUUUAUGGCCAUAAGUGGUUUGUUUUGCGUUCUAAUUUUAUUUGCCAAUGGAGCACUAACUGUUAUUUUUGCUAUCAUAGCACGAUUUGCUGUAAAUAUGAGUUAUAAUGCCUCUAUACAGUGGGGUCCGGAGCUUUUGCCAACUUCAGUGAGAGGGUCCGGUGUAGCUACCAUACAUAUUUGUGGAUUCAUUGUUUCUUUUCUAUCACCAUACAUUGUGUAUCUAAAAAAUUAUUUCCACUGGUUGCCUCUUACAGUAAUAGGUGCCAUUGCUGGACUUGGAAUGAUGUUACCAUUAGCAUUGCCAGAAACGACUAUGACAGUCAUGCCAAAAACAUUUGAAGAUGUAGAAGAGCUGACUAGAAAACAAAAUCUUUGGAAACUGCCUUUCAUGGAAUCAAGAAAAGCAAACGAAAUGAAUGCAGGAAGGAAUACCUAA